Messenger RNA from Apodemus sylvaticus (European woodmouse), 1179 nucleotides. RefSeq names its product lipoyl(octanoyl) transferase 2 (gene Lipt2). Bases 26 to 721 code for a protein of 231 amino acids. Gene Ontology annotation, cellular component: mitochondrion. NCBI's taxonomy places the organism in Eukaryota, Metazoa, Chordata, Mammalia, Rodentia, Muridae. The transcript has 2 exons. Gene Ontology annotation, molecular function: lipoyl(octanoyl) transferase activity. The record is from RefSeq and is a predicted model, not a curated record. Gene Ontology annotation, biological process: protein lipoylation.
GCCCACGCACGCAGCCUCUGGCGCGAUGUCACUGCCCGUGGUCCGGCUGGUUUGGCUCGGGAGAGUGCACUACUCGGAGCUGCUGGCGUUGCAGGAGCAUUGGCUACGGCGGCUACAGGCCGAUCCUCGCCCUGGGACCCUGUCGGGGACCAAGGCGGGCGUGCUCUUGGUCUGCGAGCCAGCGGGGCCCGUAUACACCGGCGGGCUACGCGGCGGCCUGACACCCGAGGAGACUACGAGACUGAGGGCCUUGGGCGCCGAGGUGCACGCUACCGGCCGCGGCGGCCUGGCUACUUUCCACGGCCCGGGCCAGCUGCUCUGCCACCCGGUGCUUGACCUGCGGCUCCUAGGCCUGCGCCUGCGCACCCACUUGGCGGCGCUGGAGGCGUGCGCCGUGCGUCUGUGCGAGCUCCGGGGUCUGCGGGGCGCCCGCGCGCGGCCGCCGCCCUACACUGGCGUCUGGUUAGGCGAGCGCAAAAUCUGCGCGAUCGGAGUCCGCUGUGGAAGACACAUCACAUCCCAUGGCUUGGCUCUGAACUGUUCUACCGACCUCACGUGGUUUGAGCACAUUGUGCCUUGUGGACUAGUUGGGACUGGAGUCACUUCCCUGAGUGAGGCACUUCAGAGACUUGUCACUGUGGAUGAAGUAAUGCCAUCUUUCCUUGUGGCCUUCAAGGAGACUUUCAAGUGCACAUUAGUAUCUGAGGACAGCCCCAGCUGAAGGACACUCAUUCACCUUAGCCUGGGGAUGAUUGUUCUGCAAUAGAAAGCUCCUAGUCUGACUGAGCCCCAGAACUACUCUGUGAUUUGUCUGACCAUGACCUAGGACAGAUUCUGAGCUAUUGCUUCUUAUAUCUCCUCACCUACCUCAGGGGUCAUUAUGAAAAUACUAUAAAAAGUCACAAGCUACAUAAAGCAUCCCUGUGACCAUUAACACCUGUUAACAGAGACUCUCGAGUGUUAUUAUAAACCGACAUUUCCUAAUUACUUGCUACUUUUCCAGUACUGUAUCUAACAGCAAUUUUGGUCUUUAGGUCUUUUGAGUUCUGUGGUAACCGAAUCUCUGUGAGGUCCAGUGAAGUGAUAAAGUUACUUCGCUCUCAAAAGACCUGAGUCUUUCUUCAAUAAAGGGGAAAACCUCUUCAAAAAAUAAAAAUAUUUUUGCCUUUUUGGGUUGAA